AUGCCCUACCUCCCCACCCCACAAGCCUACCUGGAGCAAUCCGCGCUCCUGCUACAAGCAUAUCCCGAUGCGGUACGUGCCAUCCAUGAGUCUGAUGAGUCAGGCUGCAAGCCUACCUCUACCAAAUACCUCAUGAUCAUCCCAAGAAUAACAACAAAAUACACCUUCCCCGCAAGCAAACCCAAAACCCAAAAAGCCACCACACAACCCCAACCGGAAUCCCAAACAACAGCACCACCAACAGAAGAAAAACCCAGAAUAGCCACCCUGACCCUCAAGACCUUCCACGCCGGCUCGGGAAUCUGCCUAAAGUACCGGACGAACAAGGGCGCCGAGGUGGGCCGGUUGAUCACCUCGCUGGGGAAGUUAGCGGCCGGGGCGGAUGUUGAGGCGUUGGGGUUGGGGGGUGCUGGUGCAGUUCCUGCGGGGGCGGGGGCGGGGGAUGCGGAGAUGGUUGAUGCGCCUCCCUCUCUUAUUCCUGCUGGGGCUGGGGAGGGGGGGAAUGAGGGGCCCGGGAAAGGUGGGAAGGGGAAGAAGAAGGGGGGCAAGGGGAGGCGGUAA
Molecule: messenger RNA, 561 nt
Organism: Aspergillus homomorphus CBS 101889
Lineage: Eukaryota; Fungi; Ascomycota; Eurotiomycetes; Eurotiales; Aspergillaceae
Product: SRP9/SRP21 family protein
Exons: 2
Coding region: 1-561 (186 amino acids)
Source: RefSeq, a predicted model, not a curated record